Phalacrocorax carbo (great cormorant) is the source of this 1199-nucleotide messenger RNA. Lineage: Eukaryota; Metazoa; Chordata; Aves; Suliformes; Phalacrocoracidae. The record is from RefSeq and is a predicted model, not a curated record.
ACCUUGCAAUCUGCAGCCUUCACUCUCAGAGGCAGUGAGUGCUUGGAAGAUCCCCUUCCCAGACACGCUAUGGCUGCACGGACUGUCCCCCAUGCCUACCCCAUGAGCUCGGAGUACGAGUUUGCCAACCCUAGCAAGAUCUACGACCAGAACUUUGGAGAAGGUGUGUCCCCAUGUGAGAUUUUAGCCCCUGCCCUGUACCAUGGCUACUACAUCAGGCCUCGGAUCAAUAAGCAGCUGGAUCGAGGCACCUCUGAGAUCAGCCUCAAUGAGCACAAAUUCCAGGUGUUCCUGGAUGUCUGUCACUUCCUGCCGGAUGAGCUCACUGUCCGCACUGUAGACAACCUGUUGGAGGUGAUGGGGCAGCAUCCACAGAAGGCUGAUCGCCAUGGCUUCAUCUCCCGAGAGUUCACCAGGACCUACAUCCUCCCUCUGGAUGUCGAUCCCUUGCUGGUGAGAGCCACGUUGUCCCACGAUGGCAUCUUAAGUAUUGUGGCACCCCGGACAGGGAAGGAGGUGAAGGCCAGAGUCAACGAGGUGAAGAUAACCCAAGAGGAGCAGCCAGUGGGGAAAGAAGAACAGUCUGAGGAAGGAAAAGGGAAGGAAGAGUCCUAAAGGUCCCAGAUCUGGGCUUGAGCAGGGAGGGCGGGGGGACAGGGAUGGGGAAUCCACUGUGCCAGACCCUUAUUUCUCACCAUCAGUGUUCAACAGGGCUGUGAGGCAGCCAUAUAUAUGCCAGACUUUGGCUUAUUAAAGCUGAUGGCUGGAAAAAGGGACCUGGAACUGAAAAAAGAGGGGGACUAAAGAGUUAGUGUGAGGGACUGUAAUGCAAGUUUUCUCCUAGGUCAGGUGCUCAUUGAGCACCACGCAGAGUGCUCUUCACUCACCCCAAAUGGCAAGGGUCACUCUUACCCUAAACUGUGAGGCUGUGUCACAGUAGGCUUUUAAACAGCUGCUGUGCUCUAGCCCAGAGGGUACUGGGAAGAGGGAAGAGAUGAUCCCAGUGCCUCACUUCUGAGCUGGUGGCUGACCUUUGUGGAGAUGGAAGGUGCUUAUUGGUCUGUAAAAGUGCCUGCAGCUCUGAGGUGGAAAGAGGAAUAAAUCUGCCUCUUAUCUUCUAUUGUUUGCCUUGGAUUCGUGUUGCUUCUGGCCAAGCUACUCUGCAGCAGGAACGAUGGACAGUGCCUUAGCUGCUCCAG